AUGCUUUGGCAAAGCUACAGUGCUCAACAAUUUGAUCUUGUCCAAAUGCUGUCCAUUUGUACCAAGUUUCUACGAAAAGGCAUCUUUCCUGUUAUCCCCUGGGCCACAUGGACCAAGCCGAAGCCAUUAGGUGGAUUAGGUGUUCUGGAUGUUGCUCUGCAACAAUCAGCCCUAUACUUUCGUUGGAUUCAACCGCUCUUCCAUCCCUCUGACUCGCCCCACAUCCUAGAUCUCAUGCUGGUCAUGCUAGUGAAUAAGCAAAAUCAGAGUGCGCAUGUGCAGGUUCCGUUGCUCUUUCCCCUCACACGAACCACUGGUCUCACUAAACAACGCACCAACACGGUAACAAUGAUCUACAAAUCAGUUGACCACCUCAAACGCAUCAAUGAAUCAGUUCACCUCAAUAUUGCUACCGCCUCAAUCCUACCUGUCAAAGCCAUUCUGCAGCCGUCUGUUACUGUCUCCAAAAUGCCGAUUAGGGCCACUCAGUUGCAAGUACAGGAUCUUUAUCAACCCAAUCCUGACCAACCUCUGCAACUCAAAGAAAGAAAAGCACCAACCAUCCCAGCUGACAUUCGACGCGCUUGCAAGAAAAUCCUGAAGCAAAUCAACGAGAACAAAGUACAUAUCCAACCGUACUUUAACCUCAUGCUACAACCCCCUCAGGAUGGCACCAACCGCACAACCGACAUCUCCUUCAAACCGUUCAUUGAUUCCUAUGACUUCAACAGCCAGCAAGACCUCACUCGACGGAUUUCAACCAGAACAUUCGGCAUAGCAUGCAUCGAGGCUCACACCUUCAGCAUCGCCAGGUCCAACUGGAAUUUCUUCUGGUCUCUGUCCCUGAACCCUGUCCACCGUAAUGUCAUCUAUCGCUUCCUCACCCACACCAUCCCGGCCAAACGCCUGCUACACUACUUUGAGAUAGCUGAAUCACUUCUCUGCCCGAUCUGUGGUAACGAAGAAAAUGCUGUACACUUGCUUUUCCUCUGUUCCAGUAGGAUAUCCAUCUGGAAAGCUAUCAUCUUUGAAUUCUUGUGGCUAACCGUUUCGAUUGGUGAUAUUAUCCAAGCCUGUUCCUCGCUUGACUUUGAAAACAUCAAGUAUGUCUCCAAAUCAUACAUCACUGCUCACAUGGUCGUACUGGUAACACUUGGCAACAUUUGGCGAGCUCAAGUUCGUAUGAUCUUUCACUCGACUCCAUUUACAUCGAUCGAUGUGGUCCAGCAGAUCAAGAACGAGCUCCUUCAACUACAUGCCCAAACUGAAAUUCACAAACAAUUGUAA
Mucor velutinosus is the source of this 1287-nucleotide messenger RNA. Its product is annotated as Transcription factor. The record is from RefSeq and is a predicted model, not a curated record. NCBI's taxonomy places the organism in Eukaryota, Fungi, Mucoromycota, Mucoromycetes, Mucorales, Mucoraceae. Bases 1 to 1287 code for a protein of 428 amino acids. The transcript has 2 exons.